AUGGCUGCCGUGUUUGUGCCGCCGUCUCCUCGAACCUCCCUGAACAUGUCGACUCGCCGCCCGCUCGCCAACGUGCCGAAUGCUACCAACUCUCCCCAUCGGGCUGGGCUCGUGCCAGCUAAACGAGCACGAUCAGGUCAAAUUGAGAUUCCUUUUGGUCAGCCUCCACCAAAGAAGCAGGUGAUGGACGCGGUGGAGCAGGAUCGAAGUCGACUCAUUGUACACCAAGGAACCGAGUCCAAAUUGUUUGCGCGUCGGAGUAACAACGCCAAUCCCAGCGCGUUCGAAAAAAGUUGGGAAAAGGAGAGAAUGCCUCAACCAAAGGGUUCUAGAAAUGAGAAGCCUUCGGCAGAUACCAUGGACACGAUUCGACAAUGGCAGCGACACUAUCGCAAGGCAUUCCCGCAAUUUGUCUUUUACUUUGACAGUAUCCCCGAGGAUGUUCGCCGCAAAUUCUCGCGCCAGGUUGUUGCUCUUGGAGCUUGCGAGGAGAAGUUCUUUUCUCGCCUUGUGACCCAUGUCGUUACUUCACGUCCUAUUCCACCGGAAGCAACUGCUACCACGAGUCCGACCGACGAUCCCGCCACCGGGGCAGAUGGAGCCAAUGGCGACAACAUGCAGACUGUGAACCCCUCGCUUCUAGAGAAGAAUGCCGACUCCCAUAUACACGUCUCGCUCAAGACUGAAGCCCGUCGUGACCAAGGAAACAUGGAUGUUUUACAGAGAGCCCGCCAGAUGGGAAUGAAAAUUUGGGCACUCGAAAAGUUGCAGCGCAUGAUCACCACGAUUAACGACAACGAUAUCGGUGGUCAAAAUGAGAGUGCUUCUCGAAGCAAGAACGUCGGUGGAAACACUACCCAAGGUCGGGGCGAGAACGACCUCUCCCGAGUUCUUCGACAAGAACUCCUCAAUGGGCCGUCUGAUCGUGAUCCAUUCGCAUCAAUGGAGAUGGUGAUGUUCAAAGGACCUUUCAUCUAUAUUCACGACAUGAACGAAAAGACAAAGCCAGUCAUGGUGCGAGAGUACGCCCGAGUAAACAAGCGUCAGGAUGGCGCUUGGCCCCAGUUCCGAAGUGCCCCCCUGGGCAAAUGCCCCUUUAUCGACGAACCACCAAGCCGGAAGGAAUAUGACCGACAGCGGAUACGUCAAGCUCAAAAAGAGAAGAAGCCGGCUGUUGCCAAGGUGGAGGACUCUCGCAGCAAGCCAUCCACGGUUGCUCCUACGGAGCGCACUGUCGAGAACAAACUCGUAACCGAUCUUUCAAAGCCCAAGCGACCAGAAGACCAACCGUCUGCAAACCCGGUGGACGUCUUUGCCAAGCCAGUAUUUGAGGAUGGCCGUGAACGCAAGAGCUCAGAGAGCUUGAUUCCUCCCCAUUUCCCUCGCACUGGCCCGUUCUAUACAGGCCGUGAACCGGCUGCAUCAGGUGUACAGCCAUCUAAUGUCACUUCGGCCAUUCGCUCCCAGAUGAUCUCAUCUACAGCUGCCGCACCCGGUGCCAAAGCAGGGUUGAGCAAAGAAGUCCACGGACUGAAGAGGAAGGUUCUUGAAAAAGGCACCGGUAGCAUCGUGGCAGGAUCAAUGGCUGCACCCCAACGUCCCAGCACGGGAUCUGCGUCGUUCUCUUCAAAGCAGAACGAUAGCAACAAGUUGGCCGUUCUUGAGAAGAAUGGCCAUGCGGACGCUCACCAAACAGAAGGAGCUGGAACCAAGCGGCGAAGGGAUGAACACAAUGAUACCCAACCACAAAAACCGGAACGAAAGAGAGACCCGAAGCCUGGGUAUUGCGAGAAUUGCAGGGACAAGUUCGAUGACUUUGAAGAGCACACCAUGACAAGAAAGCACCGCCGGUUCGCGCAGAAUGCGUCCAACUGGGGUGAACUCGACGCCCUUCUGUUCGAGAUUCAACGACCCCUGAAGGAAGAAUACGACUUUGAAGAGUAGUUGAUGUUCUCAUUUACCGCCACGAUUCGACCUCGAAAUUCUUCAGCCCUUGUCAAAGCCAUCAUCGCAUCCUGGUGCCUGUCGGACUUUUCUUCCCCGUUUUUGUUCCCUCUUGUUCUUUUUCAUUUCUAUUUCUGCAUUCUACUUACGAUGCCUUGCUUCAUGGUAUUGUUACACCAUGGCUUGCAUGACCAUACCCGUGGCAUCAGCACAUUUGCAUAUGGGGAGUUUCUUUUUUCUUUUCAUCUCGCAUCAGCAGUACUGUGCAACCGACAGCAUCCUGACUGCACUGAGCCUGCAGUUCUUAUCAGCUGUCCUUAGUGGAAGCUAGUUGUCCGCUCGUUCAUUAUCCUUUUUUUCUCCACCUUGUAUUUCCUAUUAUCGGUUUAUUCACUCUUGCAUCAGCAGCCAAGGACGUUUUUGCAUGAUGACUUCCUGUUUCCUUUUAUGUUCCGAGGGUCUGGUGAUGGAGCUGACCUGUCUACCCAUCAAUCAAUAUGGGCUUGGCAGGUGGAUGGCUUCUAACAAUCGAAAAAAAUUUCGAGUUUUGGGCAUGGCAUGCCUAGGUUUAUGAGGGAUCUGAUGGCUACGUGCUGCAUCCUGACAUGGUAUCAUCUGUCAACGAAAUGCCUACGGGCCUAAUUGUUCUCCGAUCUAGUUGUCUCUUUUCUUUGUCGUCUUUCAUCCGGCCGAGUCUUGUUUGUUUACAAGAUGGGUGAUUAUACCCGGCGCAGGUGGCGGAGGUUUCUCCGAGUGUGCUUUUUGAUUGAUACUCCAGCUUUACUUAGCUUCAAUGCAUAUUGACUCUACU
Molecule: messenger RNA, 2755 nt
Organism: Penicillium subrubescens
Lineage: Eukaryota; Fungi; Ascomycota; Eurotiomycetes; Eurotiales; Aspergillaceae
Product: protein serine/threonine kinase activating protein nimO
Exons: 4
Coding region: 1-1944 (647 amino acids)
Biological process (GO): positive regulation of nuclear cell cycle DNA replication; regulation of cell cycle phase transition
Cellular component (GO): Dbf4-dependent protein kinase complex; nucleus
Molecular function (GO): protein serine/threonine kinase activator activity; nucleic acid binding; zinc ion binding
Source: RefSeq, a predicted model, not a curated record